AUGGUUGUCGCCACUAUUAAGAUUGGCGAUGAGCCAUAUACACUGGGACUUUUCGAUACCGCUGGACAAGAGGAUUAUGAUCGCCUCCGCCCUCUUUCAUACCCCCAGACCGAUGUCUUCUUGGUUUGCUUCUCCGUGACCUCCCCCGCCUCCUUCGAGAACGUCCGCGAAAAGUGGUUCCCCGAGGUCCACCACCAUUGCCCGGGUGUCCCUUGCCUCAUCGUCGGCACCCAAACCGAUCUUCGCGACGAUGCCACCGUCCGCGAAAAACUGGCCCGUCAAAAGAUGCAGCCGAUUCGCAAAGAAGACGGAGAUCGCAUGGCUAAGGAGCUAGGAGCCGUAAAGUACGUCGAAUGCUCUGCUUUGACCCAGUACAAGCUAAAGGAUGUCUUCGAUGAGGCAAUUGUCGCCGCUCUUGAGCCUGCUCCUAAGAAAAAAUCGAAGUGUCUCGUGCUGUAA
Aspergillus tanneri is the source of this 459-nucleotide messenger RNA. RefSeq names its product Rho family GTPase CDC42 (gene cdc42). Gene Ontology annotation, biological process: small GTPase-mediated signal transduction. The transcript has 3 exons. The record is from RefSeq and is a predicted model, not a curated record. Lineage: Eukaryota; Fungi; Ascomycota; Eurotiomycetes; Eurotiales; Aspergillaceae. Bases 1 to 459 code for a protein of 152 amino acids. Gene Ontology annotation, molecular function: GTP binding; GTPase activity.